Messenger RNA from Parascedosporium putredinis, 627 nucleotides. NCBI's taxonomy places the organism in Eukaryota, Fungi, Ascomycota, Sordariomycetes, Microascales, Microascaceae. The record is from the annotation of a GenBank genome assembly.
AUGGCCACGAACAUUACUUGGCAUCCUUCCCUUUCUCGGAAGGAGCGGUUCACUUUACGAGGCCAGAAGGGGUUUACAGUCUGGUUCACGGGUCUUUCAGCCUCGGGAAAGUCUACAGUUGCAACCGCUUUAGAGCAGCACCUCUUGCACCUGGGACUCGCUGCAUAUCGCCUGGAUGGUGACAAUGUUCGGUUUGGGUUGAAUAAAGAUUUAGGGUUUUCCGAAAGCGACCGGAACGAAAAUAUUAGGCGUAUUGGCGAAGUGGCCAAGCUGUUUGCGGACUCAGCAACAAUUGCCAUUACUUCAUUCAUCUCGCCCUACCGUGCCGACCGCCAGGUGGCUCGCGACCUCCACAACGCAGCGAGCCAAGGCGGAGAUGAGACGAUCCCCUUCAUUGAAGUCUACGUGGACGUGCCUCUUGAGGUAGCAGAGAAGCGAGAUCCAAAAGGGCUUUAUCAAAAGGCUAGAGCGGGCGAAAUCAAAGAUUUCACAGGCAUCUCUGCCCCGUAUGAGGAGCCGCAGAGCCCCGAGAUCCACAUCCACACAGAUCAGCAGAGCGUAGAGGAAUGCGUGGCUGCUAUCGUGGGGUGGCUGCAGUCUCAGGGUUUAAUCAAGACUGUUGCAUGA